This is a messenger RNA of Boeremia exigua, 1375 nucleotides long. Its product is annotated as mortality factor 4-like protein-like protein 1. The record is from RefSeq and is a predicted model, not a curated record. The coding region runs from base 274 to 1245 and encodes 323 amino acids. NCBI's taxonomy places the organism in Eukaryota, Fungi, Ascomycota, Dothideomycetes, Pleosporales, Didymellaceae. Gene Ontology annotation, cellular component: NuA4 histone acetyltransferase complex; nucleus; Rpd3S complex. The transcript has 4 exons. Gene Ontology annotation, biological process: chromatin organization; regulation of DNA-templated transcription.
AGGCUGCGUGAAGCGCGUCGCGUGCCGUCCGUGCGCACGAAAAGCCGUGGAUGCGGCUGCUACAAGUCGCGCGACACGACUCCGCCCAUCAUCGGCCUGCUCAAAAUCGUCGAAUCUCUUGGUUCAGCCAGGCUUGGUAUUUGUUGUGGGCAGACACGUUGCGUGGCGCGUCGAGGAAGCAGCAGCGUGAGAUACGUGUGCCGCUGCUCACCCUUUCCAUCCGCCGUGCUCUCCCUCCCCCAAACACCAUCCUCCAAGUUUGGAUUGACAAUCAUGGCGCCUGCAGCUGCUACAGAUCCUACGUACCGCAAGGAUGAGAAGGUUUUCUGCUUCCAUCAUGAGCUGCUCUAUGAGGCCAAGGUCACUGAUGUGAAGCCGAACGAGGGCGACGACCAGAAGAGUGGCUUCCAGUACAAGGUCCACUACAAGGGCUGGAAGAACACCUGGGACGACUGGGUGCCUCAAGAUCGUCUUCGCAAGCUCAACCCGGAGAACCGUGAGCUGGCAAACAGUCUGCGGCACGAGAUGCUCCAAGCUCAGCGUGCCGCUCGCGCGCAGCCCCCGCCCGUCAAGAAGAAGGCGCAAGGCUCGACUCGGGGAAGUGAAGAGCGCCAGACGUCCGUCUCUGCCGCACCCCGAGGCCAGAAGCGCAUGCGUGACCAGGAUCUCGAAAAGGAGGAAACCUUCCAGCAAAAGCGCGCUGUGCGCAUCUACAUGCCAGACCGCUUGAAGAGCCUGCUUGUUGAUGACUGGGAGAACAUCACCAAGAACUUGCAGCUGGUCCAGCUGCCGGCUAACAAGCCAGCUGCCAUCAUCCUGGACGAGUACUUUGCGUUUGCGACCUCCACAGGGAAUCGCAGCAACACCGAAGCCGACAUCCUGGAGGAAGUGAUCCAGGGCCUGAAGGAGUACUUCAACAAGACUCUGGGUCGCCUGCUGCUCUACCGUUUCGAGCGUGAACAGUUCUUCGAUAUUUUGACGCAGACCGAGCAAGCGACGAACGACCUUGCUGGCAAGUCCAUGUCGGAGAUCUACGGCGGCGAGCACCUCUUGCGCCUUUUUGCUUCGAUGCCCGAGCUCAUCGCUCAGACCAACAUGGAUGUCCAGGCUAUCAACCGUCUUCGCGAGGAGCUUAGCGGGAUGACCACGUGGCUGUCCAAGGAACCGCAAGUGAACGCCUUCUUCUCUUCCGUGUACGAGAGCCCUGGGCAGGCGUAUAUUGACAAAGUGAAGAGUAGCACCUGAGCGGCACCGUUUUGUGUUUCUUGUUUUGUCUGUAUCAUCACUUGGGUUGCGCAGUUGUCGACACCGACAUGCCUACUGGACGGCAGCAGCCACGGCGUCAGGCGUAAUCAUAAUACAGUAUCAUUUGUUA